Molecule: messenger RNA, 849 nt
Organism: Dibothriocephalus latus
Lineage: Eukaryota; Metazoa; Platyhelminthes; Cestoda; Diphyllobothriidea; Diphyllobothriidae
Source: the annotation of a GenBank genome assembly
GUCCGGCAGCCAAUGUAUGCCGAUGACCUUCUUGAAGAGUUGCGCUACGCACUAUCCAAAAUUGGAGUCACCGUCCAAAGUGUGUUUUCGGACAUUCGGAUCAUAAGCGGCGAUUGGGAGGGUCGCUACGCCUGGAUCUCAGUGAACUAUCUGGCAAAAAGACUUCGUGAUAAGACUGACCAAACGCCGACGCCGGUAUUGGAGACGGUGGGAGCUCUGGAUUUGGGUGGGGCCAGCACUCAGAUCUCCUUCGCGCUUAAACCGGGGACGGUGGAUGCCAACCUCUCUGAAUACAAAUCUCAGGUCUCCAGUCUGCAGCUGUUUGGGGAGACUUAUCAUCUUUACAGUUCCAGUUUUCUUUGCUAUGGCAGCGAGGCCAGUCGGAUGCGCUACCUUGCAACACUCAUUGAAAACGUCACUGAUCCCCAAUCUGAAAUUAUUUCAAGCCCUUGCCAUCUGAGAGGAUAUGAGUUCAAUCUAACAACCGAAAAGCUUUUCCUCCACUCUUGCGUGGAUUCGCAGCUGGCCAUGAUCACCUUCAAGAGGUCUAUCAAGAAGCCCAAGGGCCUUCCAAAGCGCCUGAAGGUUAUUGGAAGUGGCGACCCCGAAGAAUGUCGACGGCUGGUAUCCUCCCUCUUCGACUUUACUACAUGCGAGUAUUCCUCCUGUUCCUUCAAUGGUGUCUACCAGCCGCCGAUUCGUGGAAAUUUUUAUGCUUUCGCCGCGUUUCAACAUCAGAUGUCCUUCAUUGAGUUCCAGUUCCCGGGAAUAAACUUGACUCGCAGUCAGACGCAGAAGGCUGUUGACGAAUACUGUCGUAUGAACUGGCAGGAGGUGAGAUUACCUUGA